Messenger RNA from Hordeum vulgare subsp. vulgare (domesticated barley), 652 nucleotides. RefSeq lists its product as uncharacterized. The transcript has a single exon. NCBI's taxonomy places the organism in Eukaryota, Viridiplantae, Streptophyta, Magnoliopsida, Poales, Poaceae. Bases 114 to 368 code for a protein of 84 amino acids. The record is from RefSeq and is a predicted model, not a curated record.
GACAGCAACAAAAGCCAGCCCAUAGCCACUCUCUCUAUGCUUCUCUAGUUUCUAGCUGGAAAGUUUCUCUCAGUAAGCAGCAAGCUGAACCUGGUGUGGAGGUAGGUAGGAGGAUGGGAGGGAAGUCGUCCUUCUCCUUCUUCUGCCCGAUGUUCAGCUUCCUGUCGAGGUCGAGCUCGAGCUCGAGGUACGAUGACGGCUACAUGAGCGACUGGGAGGGCCGGCCGAGGUGCGGGAGCAAGGUGCGGUCCAGCGACGAGGACUCCGGCUGGUGGGUCGGCGAGCGCGACGUCGACCGCAAGGCCGCCGACUACAUCAACGACUUCCACCAGAAAAAGGUCUCCGGCCGCCUAGCGCCGCCAACCUAGGUGCCAUGCAUGCAACGCUCGCCAUGCAUGCAACCAUGUACCAGGGAUCCAGGACACGAAGGUUCUUGAAUGGUUCCAUUUGUUAUCAUGCAUGCAUGUAUGUGUUGAUUUAGAGGAGGGACGGACGAAUAACUUUUGCUUGGCAGAUGUAGAUCUCUGUGUUCGUGUCGAUCGUGUGUGCGCGUGCUUGGGGUGGAGGGGAUGACAGGGAUGCGUCACAGAUGUAUUUGUUGUUUGCCGCUAAAUUAAGCGAUGAUGAUGAAUGUAUAGUGUGUUUCCAUGCA